Elgaria multicarinata webbii is the source of this 2025-nucleotide messenger RNA. It is a transcript of the gene RTN4R, whose product is annotated as reticulon 4 receptor. Gene Ontology annotation, molecular function: protein binding. Bases 217 to 1671 code for a protein of 484 amino acids. NCBI's taxonomy places the organism in Eukaryota, Metazoa, Chordata, Lepidosauria, Squamata, Anguidae. The record is from RefSeq and is a predicted model, not a curated record. The transcript is spliced from 2 exons.
GCCUCGGUCGCCCGAUGAGCGAGGCGGGCAUCUGCGUCGCCGCCGCCAGAGGCAGCAGCAGCAGCAGCAGCAGCAGCCGCCGCCGCCGCCGCCCGGUCCCCGCGCUCGGGUGGAAGUUUGCAUGAGGCUGCGCCGCGCCGCGCCGCCCCUGCGCCCCAUUUGGGAAGGAUUGUUGCCCCGUUGCCCUCCGAGACGUGCCUUUCCCGAGCCCCUAAAAUGAAGAGGGCGAGCGCUGAAGGAAGCAAACUGCUGAUUUUGGUGCUUUGCUUGAACUUCCCACCGGAAGCGGAGUCUUGCCCUGGGGCCUGCGUAUGUUACAGUGAACCCAAGAUCACCAUCAGCUGCCAACAGCAAGGACUUGGAGCCAUCCCCACGGAGAUCCCUGUACAGACUCAGCGCAUCUUCCUGCACAGCAACAAGAUAACUCUGAUCAGGUCCACCAGCUUCACCUCCUGCCGCAACAUGUCCAUCCUGUGGGUCCAUUCCAACAACAUCAGUCUCAUUGAACCGGGGGCAUUCUAUGGGCUUGACAAGCUGGAGGAACUGGACCUCAGUGACAACAUGAACCUGAGGUCCAUCAGCCCUUCCACCUUCCAAGGCCUUGUCCACCUCCAUACCUUGCACCUGGAUCGUUGCGGGCUACUGGAGCUCUCCACAGGGCUUUUCCGUGGGCUUUUCUCUUUGCAGUAUCUUUAUCUCCAGGAUAACAACCUGCAGAAUCUCCUGGAUGACAGCUUCUUGGAUCUUGCUAACCUUACCUAUCUGUUUUUGCAUGGUAACAAAAUUAAGAGUUUGUCGGAAAAUGUAUUUCGGGGGUUGAUUAACCUGGAUAGGCUGCUCUUGCAUCAGAACAGGGUUAGCGUGGUCCACCGCAGGGCUUUCCAUGACCUUGGGAAAGUGAUGACCUUGUAUCUUUUUAAUAAUAACCUGACGGUGCUCUCGGGUGAGACCAUGGCUCCCUUGGUGUCCCUCCAGUACCUUCGUCUGAAUGGCAACCAGUGGGUGUGUGACUGCCAGGCCCGGUCCCUCUGGGAUUGGUUUAAACAGUUCAAAGGAUCUUCCUCUGAGCUGGAGUGUCAGUUGCCUGCUCACCUGGCGGGGAGGGACCUCAAACGGCUGCAGAGCACCGACCUGGAAGGAUGUGUCGACUCUUUCAACCAGAUAAGAACGAGCGUGUUUAGCACUAAGACCAGAUCUGGAAAAUUGCCGACGGCUGACCCACCUCUAAAUCCCCAGGACAGCUCCAGGAAAUGUUGCCAGCCAGAAAUGGAUAAAUCUUUUAUUUACGAAGCCAAAGCCAAGGCGGGUCCCUCGUCCCACAGCAGCCGGGCCUCCCCUAACAAUCCACUCAAGGAUAAAGAGAACAUGGCCAAAACCAAGUACCAGGUUGAGUCAGACUCUUCCAAAAAUGGCAGCAACAAGCAGAUCAACGACUCCCCAUUCGGGACUUUCCCCAGUGCGGUGGACCCUCCGCUGACCAAUGUGAAACCCGAGUACCUAGGACCAAUCGAACCCUCCACCGUCCCAACCAAAAAGAGGCAGGGGUGUUCUAGAAAGAACAAGUCUAGGUCCCAAUGCCGUGUUGCCCAGCCAACACAAAGCUCUUCAUCACAGCUAAUCCCAAGCCUAUUGAUCCCUUCCUUGGUGUGGAGUCGGUUCUGGUUCUGUUAAAAACAAGUAUUUUCCUUGAGGAGUGAUACUUUAAUCCCAGACUUUUGCUUAAAAAAAUAAUAAUUUUCUAGAAAAAAUAAAGACACCUCCACAAAACAUUGCAAAUGAAAAGAAACGUAAAGCUAUGCCCAGAGAGAACUUUGUUACACUAAAUGAUAACUGGAUGCCUUUAUAAAAACAAAACACAAACAAACAAAAAGCUGUACAUAAUUUAUUUGUUUCUCCUGAAAUCUAUGUGUUGGAUUAUUAUUAUUUUUAGUCUUUGGAACUGCACUUCCCCACAAGAGCAGAUGGUUAAAAAAGCAAAGGAAAAAGAUUCACCAAUGAAAAAUUAAGCAAAACAGAAAAGUAAAA